Hypomesus transpacificus is the source of this 2010-nucleotide messenger RNA. It is a transcript of the gene pym1, whose product is annotated as PYM homolog 1, exon junction complex associated factor. Gene Ontology annotation, biological process: exon-exon junction complex disassembly. Gene Ontology annotation, cellular component: cytoplasm; exon-exon junction complex. Gene Ontology annotation, molecular function: RNA binding. The transcript has 3 exons. The record is from RefSeq and is a predicted model, not a curated record. Lineage: Eukaryota; Metazoa; Chordata; Actinopteri; Osmeriformes; Osmeridae. Bases 47 to 682 code for a protein of 211 amino acids.
GCCAAUCAAACUAAAGGAAAAAAGUUGUACACGCUACACGUCCAAGAUGGCAACCCCCUAUGUGACAGAUGAAUCUGGGAAGUACAUUGCUGCCACACAGCGUCCAGACGGAACCUGGAGGAAACCUCGGAAAGUAAAAGACGGAUAUGUCCCCCAGGAAGAGGUUCCUGUCUAUGAAAAUAAAUAUGUUAAGUUCUUCAAGAGUAAGCCAGAUCUACCACCAGGAAUGAGUCCAGAGGACACACAUCAGUCCAAACAACCACAGCAGCCAAGGAUCCCUGGAAGUGUGGACAGGGAUGGUGAGAUUAUUGGGCUUUCCAAGACAGCCAAACGUAACAUCAAACGUAAAGAGAAGCGCAAGCAACAGCAGGAUGGUAAUGUUGAUGUGGGGACAGUGAUAGAUGCUGUUGAGAAUAUGGCAAUAUCAGAGGGGGAUGAUAAUGAGAAGCCCUUGCAGAACACACCAUCCUCCCCUGUUGGGACUUCUGAUGACCCCAUAACAGCAUUAACCGAGAAGGCCAAGAAGAUCAAAAAUCUCAAAAAGAAGCUGCGACAGAUUGAGGAUUUGCAGCAGAAAAUGGACUCUGGUGAGAUCAAGCAGCCCACAAAAGAGCAGCUCGAAAAGAUGGGUAGGGCCAAAGUCUUUCAGGAUGAGCUGCAGCAGAUUGAGAAAGAUUCUUGAGAAACUGUCAAAAGGGAUACCGUUGAAAAUACAAACACCCAGGUCUAAAAUAAAGGGACUUUUCCCUUGAAAAUAGAGUCUGUUGUUUGUUAUUCUUAGCCAGUCAACAUGAACUCUGCAAUUGGAAUGUCAAGUGAAGAUAAUUCACUGCUCAAGUUAUGUUCACAAUACAGAAUCAUAGCACAGACUACAAACUAGAUAAUACUUUUUUUUUUUUAUUGUACAAAUAAGUGGAGAUAUCUGUAUGAACCUGUUUGUUUUUUUUACUUGGACUGUGACUCUUGGCACACAAGUACUUGUAAAACAAAUGGCCUGUGCAGUGGUUAUUGUGCACUUACUUUCAUUUUUUUAAAAAACAUUAAACCGACUGUUGAAAAACUGAACUUUAAAUGUUCCAUAUUAGAGUUAUGUACUAAAGAUUCACAUUUUAAAUACCAGAGAACCUUAUUUGGGCUGAAUCUUAGUUUGAUCAUAAAAGCUGGGUGAUUGGAUGGCUUGAAAUGCAGAUUAAACCUUUCAUAUUGAAGAACUCUGUAAGACAUCUGGUUAUUGCAUUAAAACAGUAUACUACAGGAUUAUUUAUAAAUUGUUGUCUUGUGGUUCACUAGAAUCGUCACUGACCCUUUGGCCCUUUUCAUCCUUUAGUAGUUGAAGAAUACUUUUAGUUACAGUAUCCUUUGAUAUUGGUUAAAACCACAAAUUCUAGUUCACUUAUACAUUUUGUUUACAAGAAUAUCUAGACUUAUGGUAGACUAUGCUAUUCUGAAUUCAACAUGCUUCUCCAAUGAAAAAUGUUUGUUGAAAAUCUUUUAUUGGUAUUUCAAUAAAUACAUAGUGCUCUCUAGUGGUGAAAGUGGAUACUACUGCGGUAGUUUUAACAGUGCUGUUGUUUAACACACAUGACAUAAAAUGGUAUUCUGCAGACUGUGGUAAGGUACUUUGUAUGUUAUUGUUUUGUAUUGUACUUAGAUGUAAAUGUUGUAAUUGCUUGUUGUCCAUGGGUGGUAAUGUGGUUAGGUGUUGUUCUACAUAGUGCAGUUGCUCAUAAACAGUUUUUCAAUGUGAAAGGUGUUAUUAUCCCAAAAUAUAAAGCCAUGUAUAGUAAACAAUUCUAUAAUUCAUGUUACAUGUUAACCACAAGUAUCUUCUAUGAAUUCCAAGGAUACAUUUUGUGUUGUCUAAUGCUAAAUUUGGCCCCAUCCAAUAUACCCUACCCAGUUGUGUGAGAUUGGUGUUACACAACUCAUUGAAGAGUUCCAGCUGUGUCAGUGACUGAAAUGAGAUAUAUUGGAUUAUGUAUAUUUUGUGAUUUUAUUGAUUUAUCUUGA